CAGUUCCUCUCUAAUCGUAUAUCUAAGAUGGCGUACCGACAUGUGGUUAGACAUCCAAGGUUGCAAGCUCGAAUUUUUCUUUGUAAUUGGUACAUGAAAGUAGUUAGACCGGGAAGGGAGCUCCCUGAAAAUACGGUCCAAUUCCAUGUUCCUAUGGACAUGUCAAAGUUGGAUAUUAAAAACUACCUCACCAGCAUUUACAAACUUGAUGUUGCGAGGGUGAACACCAGAAUACAGCAUGGAAAGACAAAGUCACUUCUCAUAAAUCGGAAGAUUACAAAGAGAAAGUAUCCAGAUUAUAAAGUAGCAUAUGUAGUUCUGGCUUCAGAAACAUUUAAGUUUCCUGAUUUAUUUCCAAAAUAUACUCCAAAGGACGAGCAGACUGAUCAGAAACAGGCAGAACCCACGCCAGAAGAUACCCCGCAUCUUCGUUGGUUUUAAUAAAAGGAGACAUUGAAUGUCUCUAAAACUCAAUGACAAUUGAAGAAGGAGGGUCAAACUUUUUAAACAUCUGCCCUAAUGGGAAGAAACCGUUCAUAGCCAACUGAAGAUCAACACCUUGGUCGCGUCAUAAUAUUAAAGAAUGUUAUUGAACGUGUUUUUCAGCUUCUAUAGCUAACAUAACAUAACAUAACGUCAACUUUCUUUCAACACGAUAAGUGUUUAAAGCUUCGCGCUUAUGGGGUUCGUACAUUUAAACUAGUCCUAAAACUAAUAUCUAUUACUAACUUACAUACAAAAUAAAAGUAAGAUUACUAAUAGUUAAUAAUUAUAAAAAAUUGUGCAAUAUAUGUGAUAUAAUCUGCAUAAGAUAUCAUUAAAAAUAAAAAUAGUCUUGAUCACAAAAAUUAACUGUUGAGGCAGAUGUUACCUUAAAAUGAAAAUCUUUAAAGUCAACGAUCUUACUUAAUCUUGAAUCUAUGCACUUUCGUGUAGCAUGAACAAUGUCUGUAUUCCUAGAUGUAAUUGUAUUCCAAAGAACAGCCCCUCUAUAAGUUACUGAACGUUCUAAAUAGCGAGAUUGAAAUUUUGGUAUAACAAUUUUAUCUGACCCCCCUUAAUUGAACUUUUUGUUGUGAAUAUAUUAUGUUUUAUGCGUUACAUUGUAAAGAAAUGUCUUCCUAGCAAGGGAUGAUAUGUUUGGUCUUUCAAAAACACGCCAAAAAAGUG
This is a messenger RNA of Stylophora pistillata, 1170 nucleotides long. RefSeq names its product large ribosomal subunit protein uL23m. The record is from RefSeq and is a predicted model, not a curated record. Lineage: Eukaryota; Metazoa; Cnidaria; Anthozoa; Scleractinia; Pocilloporidae. Gene Ontology annotation, cellular component: ribosome; mitochondrial large ribosomal subunit. Gene Ontology annotation, molecular function: structural constituent of ribosome. Gene Ontology annotation, biological process: mitochondrial translation.